CUUCAUCUGCAGCCUUCCCUCCUCUCUCCAUGGCUUCUUCAAUAAGCCCACCCACGGAGAGCCCCUAGAUCAGUGGAUGAACAGCUAGGAUCACCAUCUCGUCCAUGUUACACUAUGGGGCAGAGAAAAAACAAGAUGGUUUCAACCAGCCCCCAGAUCUCACUACUCCUGCUCUCAGCUCUGUGCCUCUUUUCUCUCAACACUUUCUAUGCAUCUGGAGCAUAUAUUCCAUGUUGCAGAAAGUACUCUACAAUGAAAAUACCCUUUAAUUGGAUAAAAGGUGUGUCUAUUCAAACAGACAAAGAGUACUGUAACAUGAAUGCUAUUAUUUUCCACACAAAAAAAGGAAUGGUAUGUUUUAAUCCGGCUUCAAACUGGGUGAUGGAUUAUGUAAACCGUUUCAGGAAUAAAGCGCAGCUGGUUCACAUGAGAACCACUCACAAAUAGAAAAGAUAUUUGAAUGUGUCACUCUGAUCAUCUGUAAAGUGUAUUUUGUUCAUUGGUC
Boleophthalmus pectinirostris (great blue-spotted mudskipper) is the source of this 505-nucleotide messenger RNA. Its product is annotated as C-C motif chemokine 4-like. NCBI's taxonomy places the organism in Eukaryota, Metazoa, Chordata, Actinopteri, Gobiiformes, Gobiidae. The transcript is spliced from 5 exons. Gene Ontology annotation, cellular component: extracellular region. The coding region runs from base 115 to 447 and encodes 110 amino acids. Gene Ontology annotation, biological process: cellular response to tumor necrosis factor; inflammatory response; positive regulation of ERK1 and ERK2 cascade. The record is from RefSeq and is a predicted model, not a curated record. Gene Ontology annotation, molecular function: chemokine activity; CCR chemokine receptor binding.